Marasmius oreades (fairy-ring Marasmius) is the source of this 1669-nucleotide messenger RNA. RefSeq lists its product as uncharacterized. Lineage: Eukaryota; Fungi; Basidiomycota; Agaricomycetes; Agaricales; Marasmiaceae. The coding region runs from base 448 to 1347 and encodes 299 amino acids. The record is from RefSeq and is a predicted model, not a curated record. The transcript has 4 exons. Gene Ontology annotation, molecular function: catalytic activity.
UCGUAGCCGAGUUAACUCUUUUGAUUGCGUUACAAUCACAUGGACUCACCUCUAUUAGCCUCUGACCUUUGGUCUUCACUCGUUCUCCCUGAAGAAUAUCUCGGAAAACAUCUGAAGCUUCUCGGGAACCCUGACAAAGCGGUCAACUCGUCCUUCAAGAUUGCCGAUGCUGCUCAGGUGUUGCAGUUCUCAAAUAACUGGCUAUCAUGAAUAACAUUCAAAUUUCUAUCGACAGACAACAGUAGGCCUUUCAGCACUUGCUGCUGCAUAUCUUCAUUAUCUCCGAACGGGAGUAGAGCAGGAUGUUACUGUUGAUGCCCGACACGCAAUAUUGGAGUUUCGUACGUAUACUCAUUCUCGACCGUCCGACCCACCGAAAAAUACGCAGAGAGCCACGCAUUCUACACCAUCGAUGGCAAGCCUCCUGGUCCGCCAUCUGAUCCUAUAAUGGGUAUUUACAGAACAAAGGGAGACGGAUACGUACGAUUACAUACCAAUUUUCCUCACCAUCGAAAAGGCCUGCUCGACAUUCUCAAGAUUGAAGAUACUCCAGCAGUUACCAGAGACCAAGUCCAAGAGGCAUUACUCCAAUGGACCGCGCUCGAUUUCGAAAACGCGGCUCAGGAGAAAGGCAUAUGUGCCUUCGCUAUGCGAUCGUUCCAGGAAUGGGAUUCUACACCUCAGGCAAAGGCUUUACUGAAUACGCCCCCCUUGUAUAUUCGAAAAAUAGCUGAUGUUCCGGUUCCCGAGAGGAUGACGAGCGACUUCAAGCACCCAUUGGAGGGUAUCAAGGUAUUGGAUCUCAGCAGGGUGUUGGCAGGUCCGGUUGGAGGUCGAAUAUUGGCUGCACACGGCGCUGAUGUUCUCCUUGUUACUUCUCCGAACCUUCCCCCUCUACCUGCAUUGGAUGCGGAUACGUCUAGGGGGAAGAGGACGACGCAGCUCGAUUUAACUAGUAAGGAUGGUUUAGAGAAGCUUAGAGAGUUGGCCGGAGAAGCAGAUGUCUUUCUGCAGGCAUACAGGCCUGGUGCACUUGAGAAUAAGGGGUUUGGGGUGCAAGACAUUGUACAGCUGACCAAAAAUCGCGGGCGAGGCGUUAUCUGUGCGAACCUCUGUGCCUGGGGUUGGGAGGGGCCAUGGAAGGAUAGGAGAGGGUUCGACUCCUUGGUUCAAACUGCGAGUGGUCUCAACAUCGCUGAAGCAGAGGCUUACGCCAAAUAUACUGGAACGGAGGAUAUUCCACUAUCACCUACAGUCGUUCUCAAAAACCUUGCGCCGCGUCUUUCGCGCGUGCGAAAAAUUAAAAAAUUCAAAAAAAUUCAAAAAAAUGCCUGUAAAUUAUUUUAAUUCGCUCUACGUCUCAAUUCACAUCUUUUACUGCUGGGACUGCAUCAGAAUAUCAAGUGCUACAACAUACGUCCAGAAACAAGUCCGGAAAUAAGUCAAAGAAAUGAACAACGCUACUGAAUCCGACCAUGUCAGCGACGACGGUUAUAGACUGACAUUCCUAUAUCAUCCUGAGGAUUUUAUAGAGGAUGGCGGCAAGGAAAAGCUAUUUUUACGGGGCACUCUUCCGCUGAGGUACAACGUGGUAACCACAGCCCCUCGGAAACAUCAAUUCUGGGUUGGGAUUCUGGAAAAUAGGAUUUAGGUCGAUGGCAACAAGGGG